This is a messenger RNA of Actinia tenebrosa (Australian red waratah sea anemone), 4900 nucleotides long. RefSeq names its product tubulin polyglutamylase TTLL5. Gene Ontology annotation, molecular function: tubulin binding; tubulin-glutamic acid ligase activity. Lineage: Eukaryota; Metazoa; Cnidaria; Anthozoa; Actiniaria; Actiniidae. Gene Ontology annotation, biological process: microtubule cytoskeleton organization; protein polyglutamylation. Gene Ontology annotation, cellular component: ciliary basal body. The record is from RefSeq and is a predicted model, not a curated record.
GAAAGCAAAAACCGCGAAGACAAGUGAUUCAAACUUUGAAAGCUUUUUCUACAAAAUGUCAUAGAGUUUAACACACUUACGCCAAGCAAGAACAAAGCCAAAGUGAAAACGUGUUGAUUUGUAAUUGAAUUUGAAGCGGCAUUGGUUGAAGGGACGGUUCAUUGAGCGUGAAAAACUGUUUAUCUUGGGAAAUUUUGAAUUUAUUGGAGGAAUUGUUUGACUUCUUCUGAAAGUUUGCCUCUCAUCGUCAAGAUUAAUGGACUUAAAUACUGUUAUUUGUCAAGCAAAGUUAUUGAGGAUUCUAUUUAAGACGAGGCAUAAGGAAAGAGCUACAGACACAGGAUUUCUCUUCACUAUCUUCAUCCAAACGGUUGUCUCUCUUUUUUCCAAAUUAUGAAGCCUCAAUAUUCAUUUCUCGGAAUCAAGGUUUCAUCUCAUUUAUCUGUCAUCUGAUGUUCCUAUAAUGGAAGACAGCCUGACAUUAUUAACUUAAAUCAUAAAGUAAAGAGAUUUUCUUAGCAGCAAUUUAUUACUGUCAAGUGGAUUAUAAGCUUAUUUAACAACGUUGAAAGGCCAGACCCUUUGGUUUAAGCAUCUAAAAUGCCACGACCGUUGYAUGAAUACUUGGAUAGUCAGGCCAAUCCAGCAGAAAUUGAGGUUGAGGAAGAGGAAGGAGAGAGCUCAGAGGUUGCUGUUACUACAGCCACUAGUACAACAAGUUACAAUGUUAUAAAAUGGUCAGGUGGGCGCAAGAAGAUCCCAGUAGUGGCCUUCUCACCACACGUUUUGCUUCUUGGUCUGCAAGCAGAUCAGCGACAAGUUGCAGAAAAGUAUCAUCUUGCAUAUAAGUUUGUCAAGACGGAAUGCAAACUGGUCAGAAGUAUUUUGAAUUCCCACUGCUUUAGAGAGGUCCAUCCAAAUAGCCCCAGUUUUAACCUCAUGUGGACAGGAUCCCACCUCAAACCCCACACACUGAGAGGGAUGCAAGACUUCCAGAAAGUCAACCAUUUCCCAAGGUCRUAUGAGCUGACUAGAAAAGACAGAYUAUACAAAAACAUACAAAGAUUACAACAUUUAAAGGGAUACAAGCAUUUUGAUUACAUCCCCAACAGCUUUGUACUUCCAGAGGAGUACAAUGAAUUUUAUUCUGCUUUUAUGAAGGACAAGGGACCAUGGAUCGUUAAACCAGUUGCCUCCUCUAGAGGUAGAGGGAUCUACCUCACUAACCACCCAAGUCAAGUUCCUCUGGAUGAAAACCUUCUCGUUUGUAAANNNNAUAAAACCGUAUAUUUUUUUGUAGGGUUCAAGUUUGAUGUGCGGCUGUAUGUAGGAGUCACUUCCUAUGACCCUCUCAGAAUAUACUUGUAUGAGGAAGGAUUAACAAGAUUUGCGACAGUCAAGUAUGAUAAGAGUGUGAGGAAUAUUGGAAAUACCUGCAUGCAUUUGACCAAUUACAGCGUCAACAAGAAAAGUGAGAACUUUGUMAGCUGUCAAGACCCGGAAGUAGAGGAUUAUGGGAACAAAUGGAGCAUGAGUGCAUUGCUGAGGUACCUGAAGGAGAAGGGCAGAGACACUGCAGCUCUAAUGAUGAGGAUUGAAGAUGUGGUGAUCAAGACGAUCAUAGCUGGAGAACCCCUGGCUUCUUGAAGUUAAUCUGUCUCCUUCGUUAGCUUGUGAAUCUCCAUUGGAUUUAAAAAUCAAGUCUCAUUUGAUAACAGACAUGUUUAAUCUUGUUGGYUAUGUAGCACACGACCCUUUGGUUCGGAGGAACCCYAUACGCCGUGUACCAGAUUAUGCUCCCAGCAACAAGACAUACCAGAAACAGCGCACCAUGUCAGCAGGGCCAGUCCUUUCUUCCUCGUCAUUACGACCCUCUUCCUCCAGGAGGAAAGUAGACGAGACAUUGACCUUGACAUCAGAGGAAAUGAGAAUCCUUCGACAGACCAAYGAAGAACACGACAGACGUGGAGGUUUUGUUAGGAUUUUUCCAACGUCAGAAUCCUGGGAACUCUAUGGGUCAUUCCUGGAACAUCGAACGACCCACAAUCAAAUGAUCCAUUCGAAACUUUUUCCCGGAAAGAAAGCAAGUAUCCACCGACCGACAACCGCCAGCCUGUCUUCAGCCACAGCGAGAGCAAAAAAUCUGACCACCUAUGGUACGAGUCAGACACACAGUGGAUCUUCUCUGGAGCAAUCUGAACCCUCGAUCGCUGGUCAAGAAGAACUGAGCAUAACUUCACGUAUAACGUGCUACGAGAGAAAGCUAGAUAGCUGGAGUCCUGCUAUUUUACAGUCGCGAAGUACAGAAAACAUUCAGUCGCCUAGUACAGGGUCGCUUGACCAACAACCUUCAUCUCAUUCGCUCAGCAAACUGCAAGACAGCCACCAUGAGGUGCAGAGAGACAUGACUAAUCCUACGAUAGAAUUGACGGACAAACGUCCACAAGAGAGAACCAGUCUAUCCCAACCACAGGCGACUCUAGAGACGAGCRGCUCUAUUACAUUCAGUGCACCAAAACCUCGUGUCCAGUCAGCCAAAGARGCUCGACCUCCAAGACCACAGGCAKCCMACGAAACAGUSUCMAAACGAGUYCUAUCCGCACAACCUACUUUCAAAGCUAUACGCAUUGAAGACAUCAUGGACAAGUCUGGUUCACUUACGAAACUUCAAGCCCGCCAAGCCUUCGCAAUGUACUUACAACGUGUCCAGCAACGAUUGAUAUAUGAAGCCAAUUAUGACUCUGACGAUUCUACAGACUCGUCAAGACAGGAUGAACAAAUGUCCCUAGUGAUUCGAUUCCUGAAGAAAGCGGCUGGUAAUCUCCAACAGCCCUUCAAAGUGGUCAUACCAAGCCGUAAGCUACCGCUGCAUGACAGGAGAAGAAUUCUUGCCAAACAGUUAGGAGACUUUGUCCACGUCUAUGGAAAGGAAACAAAUCAGAUCCAAAAAAGACAAGAAAUCAGCCGCACGUAUGGACUAAACAGAAACACCAGCAACGGCAAUGAAAUAGCAGACGAGGACUUCAAGAUCUUCAUGGCGAUUGCAUGUGAGACAGAAUUGGAAGACUUACUGACCAGGUACACCAAACUUAACAAGAGUGCUAAUGUGUUCCUGGGUGGCCCCCCUGAGAAGGCUAAAGAAGACGAUGUUGGAAUAGGCAGCGUAGAGACGGGACUGAACAGAAGAAAAGAACCAGAGACUUCAUUACGUGUGCACUUACGGAGUAAAAGUAGUAGCGCCCAAGGAGACAGUGGUUGGGCCAGACCGCGAGAAGACUACGAACCUCCCAGUAAUGCGUCUUUAAUCGAGCGACAUAACCGCGCCCUUACUGCUGUAUCUGCCUACGGUACUUCCAUAGCUCUGAACAAGACCAAGAGUAGACCUGCUUCGGCAAAAUUCUCUUCAACUCGAGGUUCUGACAAAACCAGCAGAGCGUCCAGGCCUUUUUCUGCUAAAAUAUCACGUGACUACAAAGUUUCUGCCACUGAUGAUUCUGAUGACUCGACAACUCAACAAAAGGGUUAUCAAAAAACAAGUGAACAAGCCGUAGCUCAUGCAUUACAGAAGUUAGCCAAGAGACAGUCAGCCCGACAGUACUCACCCUUAGCAUCCAACACCACUACCUCAACCAACUGGCGAGACAUUUUGAGAAAGCUAGACCAUAAUGCAGACCAAGAUCUUACGAAAACAAAUGAUGAUGGUUAUGUCAGUAUUGUAAGUCACAUGACCAAGCAAGAUAACGACUCACAUGGGUAUUACAAGAAAGAUUCAGUCAAGUCACAUACCAGAGAUGCCAAUGCCAAUGCUACAUUUAACUCUUUUGUGAAUUACGACCAAGAUGAUUCUGAUGAACAGUUUCCACGUAAUGCUGAGGUCGAGACUGCGAUGCAUCGGCAUGCCAGAUCUCAUCCCUCCCAGUGGCGAUCGUUACGGAUUGAUUUACCAAAAGAGCAUGAUGACCAGACCAUGAAUCGAGAAAGAUUUGAAGAUGAAAGAAAGGCACCAUUAGAGUUAAAGAAGUCCAUCUCUCGUGACGAUUAUAACCGACAUAUCCAACUGUUGAAUCAAAAGCUAUCUGAACAGAAGCUUUCUGCGCAGCAGCCCUGCCUACCACACCCACCUCCUGGACCUUCCCCUGCCAGGAAGAUUAUUAAUGCCAAACGUAUGGCAAGGCUCGCAGCCUCCCAUGAUCAAGGGGUGGUUAACAAACAACAAGAUAUUCCAUAUCCAUUGACCAAUGGAUACUCCUAGUAAUACAUUGGACCAUAGCUAAUGCAAUUACUAACAAAAAUAUCCAUCAUUUGAAUAGUGACACAGGGGCCCAGUUGUACGAAGCCUGGAUAGCGCUAUCCAGCRGAUAAAUCCUUAUCCAGUGGAUAAGCCGAUGCUGUUAUCCAAUAAAUUUWAAAAUGGAUAAGAUUUAUCCAUUGGAUAGCGCAUCCACCCUUCGUACAACCGGGCCCAGGAGAAUAGAUCUGUAUUUGUAUAGCGUAUCCUAAACCAGAAUUUUACGGUUAACCUAUUUAAACAUGCAAAACUCCAAACAGCUUUGUCACUGUAAUGUUURCUUAUCAUUAUUUGUUUAUUAUUUAACUGUACAUAGGAAUUAAUACAACUCCAUAGGUUUUAAAGACAAACAUUURUAUUCUGGCCAGCCGCAGUUUGUAAAUUUAAUUCAAAUUGAACAAUACAAUAUUUAUGGCUUCCAGACAUUUGAUAUCUCCAAGAUGAUAGUUUUAUCAAAGUCUAAUUAGACAAAAGUAUUUCUCUUAAUUUAUGGUUUCAGGCUAGUUCUUCAACCUUUGAUUGUACAAAGGUUUUUUUGAUAGAAAUGUUUAUCAAUAUUGAGAUCUAUAGAUUAAAAUUAUAAUUUUGUAUGGUGACAAGCAAUAAAUGUUU